AUGAAAAAGACCAAAGUGGAAGAUUUUUAUGGUGUUAACAUAUUUCAAGCUAUUCGUGCACAAGGCUCAAGAAGGCAUCAGAUGAAAGCUUGUUAUGUUUCAAUAUUAAAAGGCAGAGCUGCAGUUCUGGCCAGGAGCAACUUUCAUGCCGCUAGCAUAGAAAUUUCCCAAGCCAAGCCAAACAACGAACAACAAGAGGAAGCCGCAGGCGGCAAGAGGAGGGGGUGCCGUGGUGGGGGCCUAAGAGAGGUGAGGGGGCAGGGUUGGCGGGCGUCGAGAACUGCGCCGCGCACCCCCAAGCGCACUCCCAAGCGCCCACACUUACCCCUCGCGGCUGGGAGUCUGGUCUUCAGCGCCAACCCGGGUGCGCGCCCCCUCGCCCGCCCUCGCUGCUCCGGCCCGGCGCACCCCCCCAAUCCCGGCCCGCGCCCUGGGAGGGCGCCCGGGAGAGGCGGCGGCGGCGGUGGUGGCGGCGCGGCUCGGGCUCGGCUCGGCUCGGGCUCCAGUGCGCCUAGUGUAGCCGGCGGCCGCCGAGGCUCCCACCGCCAGGGGGAGAAGCCGCGGCGGGCGCAGGGAGGCGGUCCGGGCCCUGGCCGCUCGGCCGGCCAGCCCGCGCAGCACWAGCUCCGAAGCGGCGGCGGCGGCGGCGCAGGGUCCGCAGAUCCCCAGGGCGCAGCGUGCCCGGCCCCAGGCGCCGCGGCUGGAUGCGCGCCCCGGGUAGCCGCGGGCUCCCGCGGGGGGCGCCCCGGACGCUCCGGUGCGCCUCCAGACUGCGGGCGCCGCGACCGCCKAGCCGAGAGCAGCUCCCGCCGGCCCCUUCCCCCUCCCGCCCCCGCCACCGCCCCCUCCCCCUCCCCCCCCCGCAGCUCGGCUGCGGCCGCAGACGAGGCAGUAGCCGCCGCCUCGGAAGUCCGACGCCGGCGCGCCCGCCCGGGGAGCCGUUCCUGGUCUCGGGCCCGCACUCGACAGCCACCGCUGCCCCCAACGCUCAUGCCUGAGUGA
Urocitellus parryii (Arctic ground squirrel) is the source of this 1002-nucleotide messenger RNA. Lineage: Eukaryota; Metazoa; Chordata; Mammalia; Rodentia; Sciuridae. The record is from RefSeq and is a predicted model, not a curated record.